This is a messenger RNA of Tigriopus californicus, 692 nucleotides long. It is a transcript of the gene Archease, whose product is annotated as protein archease-like. The record is from RefSeq and is a predicted model, not a curated record. Lineage: Eukaryota; Metazoa; Arthropoda; Copepoda; Harpacticoida; Harpacticidae. The transcript has a single exon. The coding region runs from base 116 to 598 and encodes 160 amino acids. Gene Ontology annotation, cellular component: tRNA-splicing ligase complex. Gene Ontology annotation, biological process: tRNA splicing, via endonucleolytic cleavage and ligation.
CUAGGUGGGCUCUCUGAGUCAUUUGACGCACUCGUCGUUUCAAGCACAUGUGAAUGGUGAACUUAGGCAUGAAUUUUAAUGUAACUGGACUGAGAUCCUGUUAGCAACUUGGGUGAUGGACGAGCCUGAGAACGGAGACGAGGAUGGCCCGUCGGUCCCUAGGGUGGGCUACGAGUACCUGGACCACACGGCUGAUGUGCAAAUCCACGCUUGGGGCACCUCUCUCCGCCAAGCCUUUGAGCAAUCGGCCUUGGCCAUGUUCGGCUACAUGACCGAACUGGACACGAUUGAGGAGCAAAUGACGCACUCCAUCGAGACAUCCGGCCAUGACCUGGAGAGUGCCCUCUACAAUUUCUUGGACGAGUGGCUUUUCCACUUUUGUGCUGAACCCAAUUUCAUUCCAUUCCGCAUCGAGAUCACGGAUUGGCGGGAAGAUCCUCAGGAUGGGAGUUUCCAUAUUGAGGCUUUGGGCUUGGGGGAAGUGUUCGAUUUAAAUAAACACCCCCAGGGCACCGAAGUCAAGGCCAUCACCUACUCGGCCAUGCAGAUCAAUCAACGGACAGAUUACGUGGAAACUUUUGUGAUCAUUGAUAUCUAAUGCCACGUUCUAUGCCAUUACCAAGAUAACUCAAAUCCAGCCUGUCCCGCGAAAAAGACUCGGCUGUAAUCCAUUCAUAUUCUCUCUUUUUUAG